GUCAGAUGCAUCACUUUCAGCAGCAGUGAGUGUUCUCUAGAAGGAAAGCGUACAUAAUUCAACCAUGCCAUACGGAGGUUGCAUGUAGAACUAAUCCUUUCUCAGGAGACUGAAACAUGGAGAAAAAUGGAACCAGCAAUGCACCUCUUACUGGAAACAUUUCCCGCAGUCAUCAUGGGCAGCUGGCUAAAUUGUGGAAAGGUUCCUUUCAGUACACUUCUGUGACUGCCAGGAGGUGAAAUGAUGGAAGGCAACAGCGACGUGUACUGAGGCAUGUUGGUAAUUCAAAAUCUGAAUCUACAGUUGUACUGUCUCAGCCUGCCACAAGCUUGAGCACUCGGGGAUGCGUGGAGAUUUUGAUUCGCUUGAUUAAAUCUUAAAGAUGAAUUGCUCUGAAUUCAAUUUCCAUAGUCCGAUGUUGUCAAUAAAUGGCUCGUUCAUCAGAUCGGAGAGCAGUGAUUUGUUCCCUCACCAGAACAGUGAACUGGAGAGAACGAUAUUAUUGACCAUCCAUGAGCCAACCACUAUAUCCCUGACUGUAAUGUACUCGCUGUCAUUUUUGGUUGGCUUCAUGGGGAACCUCACGGCGAUUCGCAUGCUCACCAGCCAGAGAAACAGGAGGGUGCAGAGCGUCAGCGCAACAAAGAGUUUACUCAUCAACCUGGCUGUCUGUGACCUGAUGGUAGUCUGCAUCUGCAUGCCCAUCACCCUGGGCCAUACCAUCUACACAGCCUGGGUGUAUGGGGAUCUGCUCUGCAGGGCGGUGCCCUUCAUCCAGGCAGUGUCUGUGUCAGCCAGCGUACUCAGCCUAACGGUCAUCAGCGUGAACAGGUAUUACAGUGUCCACAGCCCACUGAAUGCCCGCUCCUACUUCACCCAGCGAAAGAUUUACAUUACCAUCAGUGUUGUGUGGAUUCUGAGCUCCAGCAUCUGUUCCCCACUUCUUUUCAUGAUCAAGUUGGAUGAGAUCUGUUUGAUAAACAUUGCCGUUCCUGUCUGCAGAGAGCUGUGGCCACAUAUGAGGCUCAAGCAGGUUUAUAACGUGCUCCUCUUCAUCACGCUCUACUGCAUACCUGUGGCUUUUAACCUGACCAUCAGUUUCCUUACGGGGCGGAAGCUCUGGAGGGCAUCACGGCAUUUCAACGACUUUGACCCUCACAGUCAGGUGAUGUAUGCCUCAUGUUUGAAGACGCGGAAGAAGAUUGCAAAGGUGGUGGUCACCCUGGUCCUACUCUUCGCCGUCUCCUGGCUGCCCCUGUACGUGACUGAUAUUUUAAUUGACCAUGAGACGCAUCUGCCACACUGGAUCCUACAGACCCGGCCAUUUGCCCAGUGGCUGGGUCUCACCAAUUCUAGCCUCAACCCCAUCUGCUACUGUUUCCUGGGGGAUCUUCACCGCUCUGCCAAGGUAAUCAAGUCCAAGUACAACCAACGAAUGCUGUCUCUCCUCAGCACUUCAAGCUCCAACAAGCUACCAAGACUGCUCUUUUUUAAGCGGCCGACAUCCAGCCAGAGGCAAGAGACUGGGGCUCAGGUGUCUGAGGAAACACUCUCAGAUUGGUGCUCCCACACAAGUGUGGGGGAAUUCAACCAGAUGCUGUCUCUUCAAAGCCUGUCUGAGAGGAUUGAGUCUAGGAGCACACCUGACCUCAAAAGCCUGUCGAUAGAGAACUUAUCACCUGUGGUAUAACAUGGCUGAAGUUUGCUCGUCAGCAUUCAAUGAAAUAUGGCCGUGGAACUGGAUGUGUGGGAAGGUUUUGAUGUGAGCAUGAUUAACUAAGAGCAUUACCCAUAAUUACUUUGCUCCCCUCUCACACUUUAGUUGUUCAAAAAAUGGAAAACUGUCAGUGUGCAUUGGAUAUGAAUUAUGAUUUAGCGACAUGUAAUUUAAACUCAUCAUCUUGUGGUGCCACCACGGACACAACUGUGCAUAAAUAACUAAUCAUUUUUAGUCAAAAGAGAGCAAGCAAAUAGUACAACAUUUAAUCCAUGGUGAAAACAUCCUAAAAGCUACAACAUGGAUACACUGCAUUGUCCACUAUGGGCAUGUUUUUCUGAAAUUCAUAUAAAAUAUGUAAAUGUUCGAAUCAGUGUUAGUUAAUCCAUUUUUGUAGUUUUACCAGCCGUAGUCGUAUACAGGAUAUUAGCAGCAGCAUCAGAAUAUAUAAAAUACUUUGCACUGUUUACAAUAGUAUUGUUUGUGCAAAUUAAUUGUCCUUGACUGUGAUUACAUAUUUUACAUAUUAAAUGAGAAA
Pangasianodon hypophthalmus (striped catfish) is the source of this 2255-nucleotide messenger RNA. RefSeq names its product neuropeptide FF receptor 2. Gene Ontology annotation, molecular function: G protein-coupled receptor activity; peptide binding. Gene Ontology annotation, biological process: neuropeptide signaling pathway. Lineage: Eukaryota; Metazoa; Chordata; Actinopteri; Siluriformes; Pangasiidae. The record is from RefSeq and is a predicted model, not a curated record. The coding region runs from base 383 to 1690 and encodes 435 amino acids. The transcript has 2 exons. Gene Ontology annotation, cellular component: membrane.